UUGAGUCGUUACCAGUGUUGUGGACGUGCAAGGUGAAUCAGUAGUUAUUCAGAAAUUUCCGUAAUCAUCGGGAAUGGCACCGGUUAUAAAGAAAUGCUUCGAUUUCUUGGUGAUUGGGGGUGGCUCUGGUGGCAUCGCGAGUGCAAGGCGAGCAGCAGAGUAUGGGGCUCGUGUUGGGUUGGUAGAAAGUGGUCGUCUGGGAGGUACGUGCGUCAAUGUUGGCUGUGUGCCUAAGAAGGUGAUGUUCAACGCAGCCGCGCACGCAGAGUUGCUACAUGACCACAAGGACUAUGGAUUCAAUGUUGAGGUCAAGGGAUUUGAUUGGGGUGUCAUCAAGAAGAGGAGAGAUGAUUAUGUGUCUAGACUGAACAAUAUCUAUGCAACCAACCUGGACAAGAGCAAGGUCGAUGUUAUUCGUGGUCACGCGACACUUACAGAUGAUCGCAGUGUUGAGGUGAAUGGAGUGAGAUACUCUGGCGAUCACAUACUCAUUACUACAGGUGGUUACCCGAUCGUACCCAAGCUACCUGGGGCUGAGCUCGGCAUAACAAGUGAUGGCUUCUUUGAAUUGGAAGACCUGCCUAAGAAAUCGGUCGUCGUUGGAGCAGGAUAUAUCGCUGUAGAAUUAGCGGGAAUAUUGCAGACGCUGGGUUCAGAUGUGUCCCUGCUCAUCAGGUACGAUAAGGUGUUGCGUGCCUUUGACUCGCUUGUCAGCACAUCGGUGACGGGCGAGCUGGAAAAUAUUGGUGUCCAGGUCAAGCGACAAACUCAGACCAAUUCUGUCACGAAGCAGCCGGAUGGUCGUCUAAUGGUGGAAACCACCACCGGUGCCAUAAGUGAUGUUGAUUGCAUCAUAUGGGCGAUCGGGCGUGUGCCUAACGCUGACUUCGGCCUGAGGAACAUCGGGGUCGAGCUUGAUACCAGAGGUCACAUUAAGGUCGACGAGUUCCAGAACACGACCGCGGAGAGGAUCUAUGCCCUUGGUGACGUAUGUGGCAAGGCACUUCUGACUCCCGUUGCCAUAGCCGCAGGACGCAAACUUGCAAUGCGGAUCUUCGACAAGCAAGUUGGCGCAAAGCUGGACUACAACCUGAUUCCAACAGUCAUCUUCAGCCAUCCUCCUGUCGGUACGAUCGGGAUAUCGGAGGAGGAGGCUGUGAAGGAACAUGGAGCAGAUGCCGUGAAGGUGUACAAGUCUACGUUCUUGCCGCUGUACCACGCCGUCACGGACCGCAAGGUGAAGGUCUCGAUGAAACUCGUCUGCGUUGGGCUGCAGGAGAAGGUCGUUGGUCUACACAUGAUUGGUCAGGGCUGCGAUGAGAUCCUGCAGGGAUUCGCCGUUGCAAUGAAGAUGGGGGCCACAAAGCGCGAUUUUGAUGAAACAGUCGCGAUACAUCCGACUUCCUCUGAGGAGCUUGUGACAAUGCGUUAGAUAAGCAAGUAGUCCUCGCUCCAGAUGUUCAGUGCAGCUAUCGCUUGUUGGCUCUAUCAUAAAUUUUAUUUUCAGUAAUAACAUUGUUUAAAUAUAGCACUCAUAAAUAUAAACUGGUUCACGAAUUCCAUUCCAUUCGCAUGCGUGCAAUGGACCAUAUAAUACCAAAAAUAUAUCAUUAUUAGUGUAGGUACUAGGUAUGUAUGCAUAUCACUUGAUGUGAUUUGAUAUAUAUGCAUUGAUAAAUUUUUGGUAAUAAUGAAUUCUUGCCAUGUCAGGGGCGUGUACAGGAUUUGUACCAGGGGGGGUCUGACCGUAACCCAAACUUGCGAGCACGCGAAGGGGGU
Messenger RNA from Priapulus caudatus, 1779 nucleotides. RefSeq names its product glutathione reductase, mitochondrial-like. Gene Ontology annotation, cellular component: mitochondrion; cytosol. Bases 74 to 1432 code for a protein of 452 amino acids. NCBI's taxonomy places the organism in Eukaryota, Metazoa, Priapulida, Priapulimorpha, Priapulimorphida, Priapulidae. Gene Ontology annotation, biological process: cell redox homeostasis; cellular response to oxidative stress; glutathione metabolic process. The record is from RefSeq and is a predicted model, not a curated record. The transcript is spliced from 5 exons. Gene Ontology annotation, molecular function: flavin adenine dinucleotide binding; glutathione-disulfide reductase (NADPH) activity; NADP binding.